This is a messenger RNA of Clupea harengus (Atlantic herring), 1379 nucleotides long. RefSeq names its product calpain, small subunit 1 a (gene capns1a). The record is from RefSeq and is a predicted model, not a curated record. Lineage: Eukaryota; Metazoa; Chordata; Actinopteri; Clupeiformes; Clupeidae. The coding region runs from base 144 to 794 and encodes 216 amino acids. Gene Ontology annotation, molecular function: calcium ion binding. Gene Ontology annotation, cellular component: calpain complex. The transcript is spliced from 11 exons.
CCCUUUGAGUUCUUGGCAUUUUGCUGAUCCCAGCCUGCACUAAAUUGGUAGCUGAGUCAGUGAAUGCAGUCAGUGUGCCAACGUAGCGACAGCACCCUGCCCUUCCUGCACCUUGAUUCUUCAGAAAUACAGGCCAGCUCAAAAUGUUUCUUGCCAAAAGACUGAUUGGAGGCAUUCUGGAUGUGGUCAGCAACAUUGACCCAGCCCAGUUUGUGCCCUCCGACCCUCCUCCCGCGCGUAGGCCCCUUGCGUACGCCGAUCAGUAUGAGAGCGAUGAGGAGAAGCAGUUCCGCAAAGUUUUUCAGCAGCUCGCUGGGGAUGACAUGGAGGUUAGCCCCACUGAACUGAUGAACAUCCUCAACAGAAUCAUUGGCAAACAUCAAAACCUGAAGACAGAUGGCUUCAGCAUAGAGUCCUGCAGGAGUAUGGUGGCUGUUAUGGAUAGUGACAGCACUGGCAAGCUGGGCUUCCACGAGUUCAAACACCUCUGGAACAACAUCAAGAAAUGGCAGGGUGUGUAUAAGCAGUUUGACGCAGACGGCUCUGGGAUGAUCGGUGCAGAUGAGCUGCCAAACGCAUUCAGAGCUGCAGGCUUCCCUCUAAACGACCAACUCUUCGACAUGAUCAUCCGUCGCUACAGUGACGAGAGCGGAAACAUGGACUUUGAUAACUACAUCGGAUGCCUGGUGCGACUAGAUGCCAUGUGCCGUGCCUUCAAAACCCUUGACAAGGACAACAAUGGCACCAUCAAAGUCAAUGUACAAGAGUGGCUCCAGCUGACUAUGUACUCCUGAAUACAGACGACGCCAAUUCAGAAAUGUUUUGUUCGCACUGAACCCCCCCCCCCCCUCUCUCCAACCCCCCAACCCACAUUCUCAAGGCUUCUACAGCACAGACUGUUGGUCUGACACAGUUCUAUGGUUCUGCUGCGAUCACCUGCAUGUUUUGUCUCCCUCUCUUUUUGAAUAUCCCCCCAGAGUUGUAUUGAGUUGUAUUCAUCACUUGCCUUUACUCUCUUUUUCUUACUUGGUUUGCUUCAUGUGCAAUACUGUAUCUACAUAGCAGCAGGCCAUUAGGGCGUCGCAGUAGCUGGACCCAAAGACACUAGUGUAUUAACAGGUCCAAUUUGAUGUGAUCACUGUGCACAAUAACUUGCUACGUACACAACUGUGCGUGCGCGUGCAGACACAGUCUCUCUCUGACACACACACACACACACACACACACACACACACACACACACACACAAUCAAAGUGCCAUUGCUGCAUGAAGCCAAUAGGUGUCAAAGGACCAGCAAUACAAGAAUGUGGAAACAUUUGCCAUGGGUCACUGUUCAUGCUCAUAUUUUAUACUAAAUAAAACAGAGCCAUUAUCGUGA